CUUUGCGCAUGCGCGAUAUCUCAGUCAGCAGCGGUGCGGAGAGACGAGUGCAUGGCUGCGCGAGCCGUGAUAUUAUUUAUUUAUUUAAUCACACAUUUAACGGUCGAUAUUAAAAUAUAAAACCAAUCGCAUCAUAUAAUCAUGUGUUGGAAAAGUUUUAAAAUUACCAAUUGGAUCGUCCUUUAUUUCGGUUUGGUGGGGUUAUUCAGGCAUGUGGAGUGUGCAGAAAACAAAUAUGACAAUUAUACCCUGAUCAAGAUUUAUCCAACCGGUAUACAGCAAAUAGAAGCAUUGAAAUAUCUAGAAGAACCCGAGCAUCAAGUUGAAAUUUUAAAGAAAAGUCGAAGUUUCAAUGAUAGCACUGAUAUCUUGGUGUCGCCGAAUGACAUACCGUUUGUCAAAGAAUUCAUUAAAAAUGAAAGUUUGAAUUAUGAACUCAAACGUAACUAUGGAAGGACGUUUGAGAGUGUUGAGCGAACGCCAAAAAGAAGAAUUCUACGAGGAUUUAGUUUUUACGAAUAUCACUCAUUUCCCGCUAUCCAGGAAUAUUUAGACAAUUUGGCGAAACGUCAACCCGACUUAGUAAAACUUCAAAAUUUAGGAACCAGCUACCAAGGACGACGAAUGAAGCUCGUUAAGAUAUCGUCAGAUCACAACGCACAAAAUCCUAUCAUAUUUGUUGACGCUGGUAUCCACGCCCGCGAGUGGGUGGCGCCAGCGAUGGCUCUAUACCUGAUCCACAGGCUGGUCAACGACCCCGAUGCCCGUAAAGAGCUGGACGGAGUGGAUUGGUACAUCCUCCCGGUUGUCAACCCUGAUGGAUAUGAAUAUACACGCACUAGUAGAGCGAAUCGUUUAUGGAGAAAGACCAGAUCAAAAAACUCUCAGUUUGAAUGUUUUGGAGUUGAUGGCAACCGUAAUUAUGGUUUCAAAUGGGCCGUUAGUGGAGUGUCUACUAAUCCUUGCGAUAAGGAAACUUACGCUGGACCAAAACCUUUCUCCGAAGUAGAAACACAGAUGGUCAGAAACAUUAUGAUGGAAAAUAGCAAAAGAAUGAAAUUGUACGUUUCCUUGCAUUCAUAUGGUCAAUACUUAGUUUACCCUUGGGGUUACACAGGAGAAUACUUGCCAAAGGAAUGGAAAAAAUUAGAUACGAUGGCAAGGAUAGUUUCAGACGCGGUACAAAAGGCUGGUGGUCAGCCCUUUAAAGUUUUAAGUGCUGGAAAGUGGUAUGCUGCCGCUGGUGGUAGUGAUGACUUCGCUUACGGAGCAGUCGGUGUUCCAUAUUCUUAUACAAUGGAAUUAACAAGUGGUUUUGAAUUUAUAUACCCUGAACGACUUUUACGCACAGUUUUACCACAGUACUACGAAGGUUUCAGAGCGUUCGCGGCACAAAUAAAAAAAGAGUUCUGCUUAAAAUAUAUUGGACAGAGAUGUAAGAUUAAUUCGCAAGAAGAAUCUGGAACAAACAGCUAAAAUUAUUGCGAAAAUUUACGGUUAAUAAAUAAAUUAAACAUGAAAA
Molecule: messenger RNA, 1522 nt
Organism: Vanessa tameamea
Lineage: Eukaryota; Metazoa; Arthropoda; Insecta; Lepidoptera; Nymphalidae
Product: carboxypeptidase B-like
Exons: 7
Coding region: 142-1476 (444 amino acids)
Biological process (GO): proteolysis
Molecular function (GO): zinc ion binding; metallocarboxypeptidase activity
Source: RefSeq, a predicted model, not a curated record